AUGAAGCAGUCGGUUGACCUCAGAAAAAUCUCUUUUGGUCCGGCGAUAGAUUUCGGAAUGACACGAAUUGGAAGCUCCGAAAAAAGCAAGCACAAGCCCUCGGCAAUGUCUGGUGAGCAGCAGGAGCAGUCGGAAACAACGUUUUGUGCUCAAACGUGUCCAAAGGCGCUGAAUGGGGCAAUUUGGGGGGCUAUGGAAUGCAGUCGCUGUGAGGGUGAAGCCCAGCAACAACGUUGUGCGCUCAAACGUGCUCAAAUGCGCGGAAUGGGGGCCAUUUGGGGGCCUAGGGAGCAAAUCCUGUACAAAGGUGGUUCAAAAAAUAUGCAAUAUGUAUGGGAAAAGAAGUGGUAA
Messenger RNA from Necator americanus (New World hookworm), 351 nucleotides. RefSeq lists its product as uncharacterized. The coding region runs from base 1 to 351 and encodes 116 amino acids. The transcript is spliced from 3 exons. The record is from RefSeq and is a predicted model, not a curated record. Lineage: Eukaryota; Metazoa; Nematoda; Chromadorea; Rhabditida; Ancylostomatidae.